Molecule: messenger RNA, 2740 nt
Organism: Astyanax mexicanus (Mexican tetra)
Lineage: Eukaryota; Metazoa; Chordata; Actinopteri; Characiformes; Acestrorhamphidae
Product: gastrula zinc finger protein XlCGF57.1
Exons: 2
Coding region: 694-2514 (606 amino acids)
Biological process (GO): regulation of transcription by RNA polymerase II
Cellular component (GO): nucleus
Molecular function (GO): DNA-binding transcription activator activity, RNA polymerase II-specific; RNA polymerase II cis-regulatory region sequence-specific DNA binding
Source: RefSeq, a predicted model, not a curated record
GAAAUAAAAAGUGUUAAACUGAAUGCGGUAAUGCCUUUAAAGUUGUCAAAGUUUUGUUUUAAUGAAAAAUACAUAUAGCCUAUUACUGUGAAAAAAAUUAUAGGACUGUGUUUAUUACUGUAAUAGUGUGAUUAAAUAUAUAGUAUGUUUACUGAAACUCAAUUUAAAGAAUAUAAAUUGUCUAACUCAAUAAUCUAAAUCUAGUUCUUUCUCACAAUUUAACUCACAAUCUAAUCUAAUCUAAAUUAAAAUUCAACAUUAAAAAAACAGGGUUAUUCCACCAAAUAAUAAUUUUUGAACUCUUAAAACUUUAUGAAUAUAAUGUUUUCUUUGUUGUCAUUUGUUUUUUCAGCCAUUUCUCUUUUUCUGUAAAUAAAUGCUCUAUAUGACAAUAUUUUUAUUUGGAAUUUGGGAGAAAUGUUGUCUGUAGUUUAUAGAAUUGAUAAUAUAAUAAUAUUUUGCUCACAGUUUAAUGCAUUAUUUUAUGUUCGUUCUUAUUGCAGUAAUUAAAUAAAUAAAAGUACACCGUUCACAGCUUUUAUUUUGAUUUCUCCUGACCUUUGUCUCCAUUUCCGCUUCCUGGUUGGUGUUUUGUACAGUAAAAGUCCUCGGGCGGCUGUGUGAGAGGCGCGGGUGAGUCAGUGAGCUGCAGGAUCGAUAGUGAUCGAUAUCAGUGAUCGGAGAGCGCUGGGGAUGGAGGAGAGCUGCUGGGUGGAGAUGAGUGGAGAUAAAGAGGAGAGAGAGGAGAUCAGGGGGAUGGAGGGAUCUGAACUCAACACUAAAGAGGAGGAGGAGGAGGAAGAAGAAGAGGAGGAGGAAGAAGAAGGUGGAGAAAUUUUCCUACAAAGGAACAUCAAAGAGGAGCUGGAACUAGAAGUUAUUACUAUUAAGGAGGAACCCGAUGAGCAGAACCCAAACUCGGAGCUCCAAGCCAUCAGCUUCAGUGAUGCCUCACACACCGAAAUUCAUACCGGAGACUCUUUUACCUGUUCACAUUGUGGAAAGGGAUUCCCUUCAAAAAAAUCCUUAAACUGUCACAUAGAAACACAUGAAAUCAAGAAACCCCACCAGUGUGACCAGUGUGACCGGAGCUACAAACGCCUCAGAGAUCUACAACAACACAAAAAGAUUCAUACCGGAGAAAAGCCUUUUGCCUGCACUCAGUGCGAUAAAGUUUUUGUUUCAUCAAGCCAUCUUAAGACCCACAUGAUGAUUCAUACUGGAGAAAAGCCGUUUACCUGCACUGAGUGUGGGCGUGGUUUUUGUACAUCAUACCACCUUAAAUACCACAUCAUGAGUCAUACUGGAGAAAAGCCAUUUACAUGCACUUAUUGUGGUAAAGGCUACACUACAUCAGGCAGUCUUACAACUCACGUCAUGAUUCAUACUGGAGAAAGGCCAUUUACAUGCACUGAGUGUGGGAAAGGUUUUACUACAUCGAAGCAUCUUAAAACCCACAUGAUGAUUCAUACUGGAGAAAAGCCGUUUACCUGCACUGAGUGUGGCCGUGGUUUUUGUAAAUUAAAUAAUCUUAAGACCCACAUGAUGAUUCAUACUGGAGCAAGGGCGUUUACCUGCACUGUCUGUGGGCGUGGUUUUUGUUCAUCAAACCAUUUUAAAACCCACAUGCUAAUUCAUACUGGAGAAAAGCCGUUUGUUUGCACCGUGUGCGGGCUUGGUUUAACUACUUCAAACAACCUUAAAACCCACAUGCUGAUUCAUACCGGAGAAAAGCCGUUUACCUGCAGCGAGUGCGGGAAAGGGUGUACUACUGCAAGCGUUCUUAAAACUCACAUGAUGAUUCAUACUGGAGAAAAGCCAUUUACCUGUACUCAAUGCGGGAAAGGUUUUACUCACUUAAGCUUUCUUAAAACCCACAUGAUGAUUCAUACUGGAGAAAGGCCGUUUACCUGCACUCAUUGUGGGAAAGGCUUCACUACAUCAGGCAAUCUUAAAACCCACGUCAUGAUUCAUACUGGAGAAAAGCCGUUUCCUUGCACUGAGUGUGGGAAACGUUUUAUGACGUCAUUACAUCUCAAAUCCCACAUGAUGGUUCAUACUGGGAAAAAACCAUUUGUCUGCACUGUGUGUGGGCAAGGGUCAUCUACUUCAGGCCACCUUAAAAUCCACAUGAGAACUCAUACUGGAGAGAAGCCUUUUAGUUGCACUCAUUGUGGGAAGAGCUUUUCAGACUUGAGUCACUGUAAAUCUCACAUGAGAAUUCAUACUGGAGAAAAACCGUUUACCUGCACUGAGUGUGGGCGUGGCUUUUGUACAUCAAACCAUCUUAAAACCCACUUUAUGACUCAUACUGGAGAAAGGCCGUUUACCUGCACUGUGUGCGGAAAAGGCUUUACUAUAGCAAACAAUCUUAGAACCCACAUGAUGAUUCAUACUGGAGAAAAACCGUUUACCUGCACUGAGUGUGGGAAAGGUUUCACAAAAGUGAGCCGUUUUAAAUCCCACAUGGAAACUCAUACUGGACAUUCAGUCAGUGGAGAAAGUGUAUUUUAAAUUCAACUUUCUAUAUAUCCCUUCAGGAUGAUUCAUACUGGACAAAAGCCUAUUCAUACUGGAGAAUAAAAAACUGAAAAAAUGUUCAAACUUAAAACCUGUUUGUUAGUUUACACAGAAGAAAAGCUGAAUGUUUUUUUUUUCAUCCCAAUCCACUAUGAAUAUUUAUUAUUUGAUCAUUCAUACCGGUUAGUGUGAUAUACAAUAAAUUGUAAAUAUAUGUUUA